This is a messenger RNA of Pyricularia grisea, 802 nucleotides long. RefSeq lists its product as uncharacterized. The transcript has 2 exons. The coding region runs from base 98 to 574 and encodes 158 amino acids. The record is from RefSeq and is a predicted model, not a curated record. Gene Ontology annotation, cellular component: cytoplasm. NCBI's taxonomy places the organism in Eukaryota, Fungi, Ascomycota, Sordariomycetes, Magnaporthales, Pyriculariaceae.
CUGCAGAUUGUUUGGUUGAUUGACGAUUUGAAUAACGAAAGGUGUCACGCAGUGAAGAGAAACACUUGGGCUGACUGUACCCUGAAGGGUUUGGGUUAUGAACAUGGUUGAGUGGUCGGUCGCACCUUGUGGUUCCAGUAACCUUUUUUUGACUUCACCCUCAUCAAUAGAGAGGCAUCGAAAAUCGGAUUAUGAGUUCCAAAUUAAACCAAACAUGUCGCAGCUGAGUUCAAUCCGAUAUGUAGCGGCAACUAAAAAAUCGCCGCUAGCAACCCUCCUGUUAAAAUGUCACGUAAAACCCGGAGCCAGCAAGUCGCGCGAGGGAGUGGCUGCCGUAACUGACGAUGCCGUCGAGCUAUGUGUGUCUGCACAGGCACGUGAAGGAGAGGCAAACAAGGCUGUGGUCAUAGUUUUGAGCAAGGCUCUUGGACUUGCCAAGUCGGACCUGACAAUAACUCACGGCCUAAAAUCCCGCGACAAGAUUGUGCUUAUCAACGGCAAACUGGCUCAGGGACCAGAGGCGGACGUUAUCUCACGAGCACAAAAGCUGCUAAGAAAAGCCUCACAGGUGUAAAGGUUGAGACUUUAAUGGCUCGUCACAAGCGCACUCAAACAUGCGUUCAACUAGAAGGAAAACUAGGGUUGUUGAUGAAAGCCUUAAAUAUAGUAUUCCAGCCUAGUCAGAGAUUGAACUUGGUUCCACACUCCUUUGCGUCGCUAAAGGUUAUUUGGGCUCGAUUCUACUCAUGCCUACUUCGUACCUACGUUAAGUGCUAAGUGAGCUAAACCAACAAGCAGUGCC